AUGGACCCAAGCAUUGAGGAAUUUAAGCGACGACAAGACCCUGUCAGGGUACCCAGAGGGACCGCUUCCCAACCAGUGCCUCGACCUGGUCCAGUCAAGUUCUACCUGCCUUUAAAUAUUGUGUUUUAUCUGUGCCUCGUUUCUCAUGCUAUAGCAGCUCUUUAUGCUCCUAUACAGGAUUGUGAUGAAACCUUCAAUUACUGGGAGCCCUUGCACUAUUUGAACCACGGCUAUGGCUUGCAGACCUGGGAGUACUCACCAAAAUUCAGUAUCCGAAGCUGGGCUUAUAUCUCUAUACAUGCCUUGCCCGCCAAAACCAUCGGAAUUUUCAGUCGGUCUAAAGCUUCAGAGUUCUACGGCCUGCGACUGAUUCUCGCUCUUGUCUGUGCUGCCACGGAAACGAGACUAUAUUCAGCCAUAUCCAGGGCUCUAAACCCUAGGGUUGGCAUCAUAUAUCUCUUCAUCGUUGCUUUCAGCCCCGGAUUCUUCUAUGCAUCUACUGCUUUCCUGCCAUCGAGUUUCGCCAUGUACACAUCUGCACUAGGGUUGACUUCCUUCAUGGACUGGCAUGGUGGAUCGAAGACUGCUAUUGGAAUUAUGUGGUUUGGAAUUGGUGCGUUAUUGGGGUGGCCUUUUGCUGGCGCUCUUAUCCUGCCAUUUGUCAUGGAGGAAUGGUUGAUAGCUGUGGUUGGCCAGGCGGACCUGUUCGACACAUUCAGGAGAUAUCUGGACGGCGUCGUACGCUGUCUGAUAGUGCUUGCUAUACAGGUUGGUAUUGAUGCAUUCUUUUUCCACAAGAUCGUGAUUGUACCAUGGCGCAUCGUGGCAUACAACGUGUUCGGAGGAAGCGACCGAGGACCGGAUAUCUUUGGCACCGAACCGUGGCAUUUCUACAUGCGCAAUCUGCUCCUAAAUUUCAACAUGUGGUUCAUUUUAGCAGUGGCCUCCGGACCAUUCUUCAUAUUCCAAGCGGUCAUCUUGAGACAGCAUACGAUCAAACCCACCCUGCUUCGUACCCUCACCUUUCUAACACCGUUCUAUCUCUGGCUGACGGUCUUCACCCUUCAGUCACACAAAGAGGAGAGAUUUAUGUAUCCAGCAUAUCCCUUCCUGGCACUAAACGCCGCAAUUGGUUUCCAUUCAUUCCUGACAUGGUUCGGCUCAAAGGACUCAGUUAUAUUUGGCAAGAUCCCUGCACGUCUCAAACUGGCAGCCAUCUUGCCACUGGUUUUGCUCUCACUCAACAUUGGGCUCUUCCGCAUCUUGGGGACAGUCACAGCAUAUCGCGCUCCUUUAGAGGUUUAUUCUGGUCUCAACUCGCCGAAUUUGUUGCAGACUGGAGAUAAUGUCUGCUUCGGAAAAGACUGGUACCGCUUCCCAUCGUCGCACCUCCUGCCUAACGGUACACACGCAAAAUUCGUCAAGAGCGAGUUUGACGGGCUCCUUCCCGGCGAGUAUCACGAAGGCAAGACUGGAUUUGGGUUUUUUCCUGGAACAUGGCUAAUUCCUCCCGGUAUGAACGAUCUCAAUCAAGAAGAUCCUGGAAAGUACAUCCAAGUCGAACACUGCACCUAUCUUGUUGAUACUUAUAUGCCUGGAAUGAAGCCGACCAAUUAUGAACCUUUAUAUACCCAAGAAACAGGGUGGGAAAGAGUUACUUGUUACCCGUUUCUAGAUACGGCCAAGACUUCACUGAUUGCGCGGAUCAUUUGGAUUCCUGAUCUGCCUAUCAUCCCUCCUCACUAUCGUCGGCACUGGGGCGAGCAUUGUUUGCUCAAACGAAGAGGCUCCAGGCAUCCGGAUAUUGUUUGA
Messenger RNA from Exophiala aquamarina CBS 119918, 1812 nucleotides. Its product is annotated as alpha-1,2-mannosyltransferase. The coding region runs from base 1 to 1812 and encodes 603 amino acids. The transcript is spliced from 2 exons. Gene Ontology annotation, cellular component: endoplasmic reticulum membrane. Gene Ontology annotation, molecular function: alpha-1,2-mannosyltransferase activity. Gene Ontology annotation, biological process: protein N-linked glycosylation. The record is from RefSeq and is a predicted model, not a curated record. NCBI's taxonomy places the organism in Eukaryota, Fungi, Ascomycota, Eurotiomycetes, Chaetothyriales, Herpotrichiellaceae.